Beauveria bassiana ARSEF 2860 is the source of this 669-nucleotide messenger RNA. Its product is annotated as DNA-binding protein. NCBI's taxonomy places the organism in Eukaryota, Fungi, Ascomycota, Sordariomycetes, Hypocreales, Cordycipitaceae. The record is from RefSeq and is a predicted model, not a curated record. The transcript has a single exon. The coding region runs from base 1 to 669 and encodes 222 amino acids.
AUGAAACGGUGGGCCUGCAAGGCCGACAACAGGGUGUGGUUGCCUGUAUCCCGGUGGCUCUCAUCGAUUACCAAGAAGGAACCGUCAGCCACCACAACCGCAGGAACUCAUGAAUCUCUCCCGCCAACUCCUCGCGAAUUAAUUGCGAAACGAACCGUGUACGAACUGCCGAUUCUAAAUCGCAGGGUCUUGCCAGAGGGAGACGAGCCCCUCAAGGCUCUCUAUCGAAUCUACGAGCAUCUGCUUCUGGAUCAGUGGCUCGAGAUUCGAAAUGAAUUCGAGGCAUUUUGGUAUCACAGCUCCUGGGCCAUAUGCGAAAUACCAGACCCAAAAGACCCUGACUCGGAACGGUAUGCGUGCUUGGCCUGUAUCCCGAAGCUUCUGCGAGUGGCGUUUAACCAGCGCAUCCGGUUUGGGCUGCCGAGAGACGCGCCGCCAAUUUUUACCGGCGAGAUGAUGGAAGAAUGGAAAAAACGCGACAUGCAGUUCGAGGAGCUGCCUGCGUGGGUGGAAGGCGUGCCGCCAGUCCGGGACCUACUUGCGAUUCCGCACUGGGAUAACAGCGCAAGGGACUUUGUUACUUUGACAGGGCUUGAGGACGAGGGCGCCUCGUCCGAGUGUGCAAGCAAAAACAUACUUAUUCUGCAACCUCAUAUACAUUUUAUGUGA